Molecule: messenger RNA, 935 nt
Organism: Zophobas morio
Lineage: Eukaryota; Metazoa; Arthropoda; Insecta; Coleoptera; Tenebrionidae
Product: inorganic pyrophosphatase-like
Exons: 8
Coding region: 34-900 (288 amino acids)
Biological process (GO): phosphate-containing compound metabolic process
Cellular component (GO): cytoplasm
Molecular function (GO): magnesium ion binding; inorganic diphosphate phosphatase activity
Source: RefSeq, a predicted model, not a curated record
CUUAAACAAAAAUUGUAUAAGCUACGUCUUUGCAUGCUCAAAAGUAGUUUUGUAAUGACUUACUCAGUUGUGAAGAGAGGAUCUGAGAACACUGCAGACUACCGCCUUUUUUUUAAAAAUGGGAAUGGUGAAAUUAUAUCUCCUUGGCACGACAUUCCUCUUCGCGUCCCAGGCAAAAAUAAUACAUUCAACGCCGUUGUUGAAAUUCCUAGGUUUACAAACCACAAAAUGGAGAUUUCCACUAAGGAUCCCGGCAAUCCUAUCAAACAGGACACCAAAAAUGGCAUCCUUCGAUUUGUUAAAAAUCACUUACCUUAUCAUGGCUACCUCUGGAAUUACGGAGCUCUUCCGCAGACGUGGGAGAAUCCAACUCAUGUGGAUAGUCGGACCAACGCAAAAGGUGAUAAUGAUCCUCUGGAUAUCUGUGAGAUUGGACAGCGCAUCGCUUCCAGAGGAGAGGUCCUUCAAGUUAAGAUUUUGGGCGCUUUCGCCUUGAUAGACGAAGGAGAGACAGACUGGAAGAUUAUAUGCGUAAACACAGCUGAUCCUAUGGCCGCGCGAUUGGAUGACUUAGAAGAUGUGGAAAAGUAUAUGCCAGGCAUUGUAGAAGCCACUCGAGAUUGGUUUGCUACCUACAAAGUUAACGACGGCAAACCCGUUAAUCAGUUUGCCUUUGGAUGCAAGCCACUACACCGAGAGUUUGCCUUGUCCGUCAUCGACGAAGCUCACGCCUUUUAUAAAAAGCUGAUUAGUGAUCGCUCUAAUAAAGUGCUUUCGUAUGGUUUGAACUCCAGAGAUUAUAGAUCGGCUUUUGAGCAGACACCGCCUUCGGGAUCUCCUGCGGCACUUCCAGAGGAUGUUGAUAAAAUAUGGUUUGGGCACUUACGGCCUCCUCACUAAAAGAAGCAGUGCCCUCUUUACCUGUUCAAUAAAUA